CUUCUACUAGAGCAGCUGAGCUGAGCUGAGAGUGACAGCAGCGGAGCGGCAAUGGCGCAGAUGCUCCUCCUCCUCCUCCUGCCGCCGCCUUUCCUCCUCCUUGCCGCACCCACAGUGCCAGCGGAGGCAGCAGCCACCGCCUCCACUCCGACGCUCGUGUUCCUCCUGGCCGGGCAGUCCAACAUGGGCGGCCGCGGCGGCGCCACCAACGGCACCUGGGACGGCGUGGUGCCGCCCGCGUGCGCGCCUUCCCCGCGCAUCCUCCGCCUCUCCCCGUCCCUGCGCUGGGAGGAGGCCCGGGAGCCGCUGCACGCCGGCAUUGACCUGCACAACGUGCUCGGCGUGGGCCCCGGGAUGCCCUUCGCGCACGCGCUCCUCCGCUCCUGGCGCCGCUCCGGCCGCCGCCCCGCCGUCGUGGGGCUGAUCCCCUGCGCGCAGGGCGCCACGCCCAUCGCCAGCUGGUCCCGCGGCACGCCGCUGUACGACCGCAUGCUCGCGCGCGCAAGGGCCGCCGUCGCCCGCGGGCCCGCCACCAGGCUGGCCGCGCUGCUCUGGUACCAGGGCGAGGCCGACACCAUCAGGCGCCAGGACGCCGACGCCUACACGCCCCGCAUGGAGGCCUUGGUCCGCGACGUCCGCCGGGACCUGGGCAUGCCGGACCUGCUGGUCAUCCAGGUGGGGCUGGCCACGGGGCAGGGCAGGUUUGUGGACAUCGUCAGGGAGGCGCAGAGGAGGGUCAGCCUCCGCAACGUCAGGUACGUGGACGCCAAGGGCCUGCCCGUCGCCAACGACUACACGCAUCUGACCACGCCGGCGCAGGUCAAGCUCGGCAACAUGCUCGCCGCCGCCUACAUGGCAGCGACACACACGCACUGACUGAGCCAUCUACUACCUCGAUUCUUAAUCAAUUCUACUUGACUACUCAGUAAUUGAGCCAGCAAGCAGCAAGCAACGCUACGCCGUUCUACUUUAAUUUUGUUCUGCACAUGUCCUUACUAUGCAUAACAUCCUUUGCUUUGACGAUGAUGAUUUAGCAUCCUUUGAUGAUGGUACUCAAAUAGAAUAUUCUUCUUUUUACAG
Messenger RNA from Zea mays, 1080 nucleotides. RefSeq lists its product as uncharacterized. The coding region runs from base 52 to 876 and encodes 274 amino acids. The transcript has a single exon. The record is from RefSeq and is marked validated. NCBI's taxonomy places the organism in Eukaryota, Viridiplantae, Streptophyta, Magnoliopsida, Poales, Poaceae.